Messenger RNA from Toxotes jaculatrix (banded archerfish), 1708 nucleotides. It is a transcript of the gene pycr1a, whose product is annotated as pyrroline-5-carboxylate reductase 1a. The record is from RefSeq and is a predicted model, not a curated record. The transcript has 8 exons. Gene Ontology annotation, biological process: L-proline biosynthetic process. Bases 135 to 1100 code for a protein of 321 amino acids. Gene Ontology annotation, molecular function: pyrroline-5-carboxylate reductase activity. NCBI's taxonomy places the organism in Eukaryota, Metazoa, Chordata, Actinopteri, Toxotidae.
CCACGGUACAGUACGGUAAAACGCGAGACAGCUGGGCCACGUUGACAGCGUUGUAAUUUCAGGUGUUUUUGUUUAGCUGUUGUUAUAUUAUAUUAUAUAUUGUGGACUUAGGGGCUCUUCGAAAUAUUAGUAGGAUGAGUGUGGGUUUCAUAGGAGCGGGCCAGCUGGCCCACGCUCUGGUGAGAGGCUUCACAGCUGCAGGCGUGAUUGCCACCCACAGAAUCACAGCCAGUUCCCCAGACACAGAUCUCCCAACAGUACAGGGACUGCGGAAAAUGGGUGUGAAUUUCACCACCAGCAACAAAGAGACGGUGAGCAAGAGUGACGUCCUCUUCCUGGCUGUGAAGCCCCACAUCAUUCCUUUUGUACUGGAUGAGAUUGGAUCAGACAUUGAAGAUCGUCACCUUAUUGUGUCCUGUGCGGCAGGUGUCACCAUCAGCUCCAUAGAGAAGAAGCUGCAGCAGUAUCGUACUGCUCCAAAGGUAAUGCGUUGCAUGACCAACACUCCAGUGGUGGUGCGUGAAGGGGCCACCGUGUACGCCACAGGCACCCAUGCAGAGGUGGAGGACGGAAAGCUUCUGGAGCAGCUGAUGGCCAGCGUAGGAUACUGCACAGAGGUGGAAGAGGACCUGAUUGAUGCUGUUACUGGCCUCAGCGGCAGUGGCCCUGCUUACGCGUUCACAGCUGUAGAUGCUCUUGCUGAUGGUGGAGUGAAAAUGGGCCUACCCAGGAGAUUGGCUGUACGCCUUGGGGCCCAGGCCCUGCUGGGGGCAGCUCGAAUGCUUUUGGACUCAGAGCAGCACCCUGGGCAACUCAAGGACAAUGUGUGUUCACCAGGGGGCGCCACCAUCCACGCCCUACAUGUUAUGGAGAGUGGUGGUUUCCGCAGCCUCCUGAUUAAUGCUGUUGAGGCCUCCUGUGUUAGGACUAGGGAACUUCAGUUUUUGGCUGACCAAGAGAAGAUCUCCCCAGCUGCAAUAAAGAAAACAACUCUGGACAAAGUGCUGCAGCAGCCAGGAGUGACUGCAGAAGCUGUUGGAGUCAGACCCCGUGGGAUCAGUAUCUUCAACAACAGCAACCCCAGGACCAAGAAGAACUGAUAAUUUUUUGUCUGGCAGAAAAACUCCACACCUUCAUGUGACUUGUCACAUCACUGAUGAUGCAGUAUAUGCUGUCAACAAACCAAAACUGGCAGGUGAAUUUUGAGAUGUUUUCUAGAAAAAAAACAAUCAACUGAAUUUGGGUUUAAGGUUUGAGUUCCGUGCAAUCACAUCACUUCCCCCAGUCAGUUAAUGGGCUUUGAUAUAGAAUAAUAAUUUCAACAUGUAUUGUUGACACAGCUUUCUAAAUCUCAUUUUAUGUGGUCCUCUCCGAUGGUUUAGGUUUAUCAAAUGUUAGGUUUACCAGUUAACCAUACAGGCAGUGAUAUGCCUUGAAGCUCUGGACCAUGUUUUUAUGUCCUGCCACAGAGGUACAUGGUGGUGGGACAUUGUUGUUGUCCUGGAGUCUGUGACUCAUUCUCCUGAACACAAUAACACAAGAAUGCAAUCCAAUUGCUCGUCUUGAGGUGGUACUACAGUUCAGCUUGUAUUUAUACAGUUUCAAAAUUAUGUUCAAAUAUUUUACUACUUAAGAUUUUCUUAAAAUGUGUUCUUCUAUAUUUGAUGAUGUUUUCAAAACCUUGUAUUAUUAAAUAUAUAUGUACAUA